Messenger RNA from Doryrhamphus excisus (bluestripe pipefish), 6020 nucleotides. RefSeq names its product oxysterol binding protein 2b (gene osbp2b). NCBI's taxonomy places the organism in Eukaryota, Metazoa, Chordata, Actinopteri, Syngnathiformes, Syngnathidae. The record is from RefSeq and is a predicted model, not a curated record. Gene Ontology annotation, molecular function: cholesterol binding. Gene Ontology annotation, cellular component: perinuclear endoplasmic reticulum; cytosol; plasma membrane.
UUGUUCUGAAUAAAUGCUGAAUAGGUAUGGUGACAUUAUGCAGCUUUGUCAUACUCUUGCAUGUGUCCCACUGAUGUACUCACUGUUGACCUAGACACUACUGAUCCAGACGACCAGAUGCAGAGGAAACCCCAUGUUCUUCAGGAUGUUCCACAGGUUGCUGUGGUUGACACAGUCAAAUACCUUGGAGUAAUUAAUAAAGCACAUGUAUGCGGAAAUGCUACAAUGCCUACACUUCUCAAUGAACAUCUGGAUAUUGAUGAUUUUCAUACCUUUGCCUAUCAUGAAGCCAGAUUCUUUCUCUGCUAUUUCUGCCUUGUGCCUGAAUUUGUGUCAUCCUUGUAUAAUCUUAAAGGAAAACUGUGGUUGUGAGCCCCCUGAAACUCUGGUUAGACUGCUGCUUGUACAGUACCGAUGCCUCUUCAAUGGAAGGGAAAUGUGAAGUUGAUCCUGUUGUGGGGACUGCAGGGCUUCUCAGAGUGAAUAAUGGAGGGGAGGAUCAAUGGAUGUUGUUUGACAUCUUGCCCUUCUAAUGAAACAACAGUGACUUAAUAUUUAAUUUCUUAAUCUGACAUAAGAUCUUGAUGGGGUCCUUUUUGCCGCCACGUGGCCUAACUUAACUUAAUAACAUGCCAUUUAGUUUUCCAGAAAUAGCUGACUUUCGCUGUCAGCAGCACGGACAGUGAGGGAGCUGUGCAAUUUGGUCUCAGUUGAGUAGAUCAUUGUUGGCCGGCCUAGCCAGUCCUGUCUCCUCUCUGCUUCAACUCGCUCCCCCCUCUCUCCCUUUCCAAUCUGCACUGCAUUCAGAGAAGCGUGUGGAAGAGAAUUGAAAAUGUGUGAAGCUUUGUGGAUGUGUGUGCUUGGUGUGUAUGUUUCUGGAAGCAACGCAGGAGAGGCAAUGGGGAUAACUGGAGGGAAUGUCUAUGUGUCUUCCUCUCAUCAUUGUGUUGCCAGUGUGCGUAUAUCUGUGAGUAUGUAUGUGUGUGCAAGUACACUGCAAUGCUGAUUGGAAAACGUGGCUGCCUCAGCCCCCCCGCUACAUUGCGAUGCGUCUCAGGGAGCGCGGAGUGGAAUCAGGGCCGUGCUAAGUGGGAUGAAGGGCCGGAGAUGCUGGGAGCCGAGAACCGUCCGCUCCCUCUGCACCCGCGGCUGCCUGAGUAAACUCAGCCAUGAUGAAUCGGAAGAUGAGGAGCCGGCAUCCAAGUCGGACCGCAGUGAGAUUCAGGGAACUUUAAAGAUUCUUGUGAGCAAGCUUGAUGACCUCAGCACAUGUAACGACCUGAUCGCCAAGCACGGGGCAGCCUUGCAACGUUCCCUCAGCGAACUUGAGGGACUAAAAGUCCCUGUGGAGGGAGGGGAGAAGAUCAAGGCAGUCAACGAGCGAGCCACCCUAUUUCGCAUCACUUCCAAUGCUAUGAUCAAUGCUUGUAGAGACUUCCUGGAGCUAGCUGAAACUCACAGUAGAAGGUGGCAGCGGGCGUUGCAGUAUGAGCGAGACCAGCGCACCCACCUGGAGGAGACCAUUGAGCAGCUAGCCAAGCAGCACAACAGUCUGGAGCGAGCGUGGCGAGAGGCACCUACGCUUGCAUCCAGCACAGCCAGUGCCCCUACCAACAAAAAGGGGAGUGAGAGGCCACUCAAAGAGGAUGCGAGUGAUGAAGAUGAGGAUACUGAGUACUUUGAUGCCAUGGAGGAUUCCCCUGCAUUUAUCACCGUGACUGCCACCGAUAACACACAGCACAGACGAUCUCAAAGCAGUCUGAGCGGCGCAAGUGGAGGUAAUUCGUACGACUGGAACCAGGAUGACCAUAUAUCUCCAAACUGUAAUGAUGUGUCAGGGAAGGAGCUGCCACCGCGCAGACAGCGGCGGACCCGUGUCCCUGACAAGCCUAAUUACUCCCUCAAUUUGUGGAGUAUCAUGAAGAACUGUAUUGGCAAGGAGCUUUCUAAAAUCCCCAUGCCUGUGAACUUCAAUGAACCUCUGUCGAUGCUGCAGCGUCUCACAGAAGACUUGGAGUAUCAUGAACUUCUGGAUAAGGCAGCACGCUGUGACUCCUCGCUGGAGCAGAUGUGUCUGGUUGCUGCCUUUUCCGUCUCUUCCUACUCCACUACUAUCCACCGGACAGCCAAACCCUUCAACCCCCUCCUGGGCGAGACCUACGAGCUUGAUCGCCUCGAGGAGUUUGGCUAUCGCUCACUGUGUGAGCAGGUGAGUCAUCAUCCCCCUGCAGCAGCACAUCAUGUGAUUUCCCAGCGAGGCUGGACCUUGUGGCAGGAAAUUACGAUUGCCAGCAAGUUUCGUGGCAAAUACCUCUCCAUAAUGCCGCUGGGUUCCAUUCAUCUGCAAUUCCACUCUAGUGGCAACCACUACGUAUGGAGAAAAGUCACAUCCACAGUUCACAACAUCAUUGUGGGCAAGCUUUGGAUUGACCAGUCAGGGGACAUUGAGAUUGUGAAUCACAAGACCAAAGAGACCUGCCAACUGAAAUUCUCUCCCUACAGUUAUUUCUCCAGGGAUGUUCCUCGGAAGGUGACAGGCGUGGUGACUGAUAGUGGUGGCCAGGCUCAUUACAUUCUGUCUGGUACGUGGGAUGAGAAAAUUGAGAGUGCCAAGAUCAUUCAAAGCAGCCGAGGCGGUAGUGGAUCAGAGGGCAAGCAGAAGACCAUCUAUCAGACCUUGUCCCCCAAGCUUCUAUGGAAGAAAUAUCCUCUCCCAGAGAAUGCUGAGAACAUGUACUACUUCUCAGCGCUGGCACUGACCCUGAACGAGCCGGACGAUGGAGUGGGUCUGACCGACAGCCGUUUGAGACCAGACCAGAGGCUGAUGGAAGAGGGACGAUGGGAUGAAGCAAAUUCUGAAAAGCAAAGAUUAGAAGAGAAACAAAGGGCGGUGAGGAGAAAGAGGGAAGCAGAGGCCUCAGACGCUUUGGAUGAAGAAUGUGAUAAUGACUCUGGUCGAGAAUAUGAAGGAUACCAUCCACUGUGGUUUCACCAGAGGAGGGACUCCAUCACUGGAGAGACAAGCUUUGUGUAUAAAGGGGGUUACUGGGAGGCCAAGGAGAGACAGGACUGGACCAUUUGUCCUGAUAUAUAUUAACACCGGACGCUUCCCUGCACCAAGACCUCAGGAUACGAGGAGCUGCUCCACAUGUGCUCCUUCAACAGUGAGGUGUAGCACUCUCUGUUGAGCUUUCUAAUCAUGAGAUGUUGAAUGCGACACACACAUUCUAGUCAUACUGUGUACCUCCAAAAGUACACCCUCACUGCUUUACACAUGUAAAAUAUGAUGGGACGGUCCCAGGCACUUUGUGUUGAUGUGUGAUACCCUUGGAGGUGCAACACCACACUAUAGAGGCACGGAAUGUGGUCCUUUGUCAAUGCACUUUCCGAUGUUGCGCAAUUCAAGUUCAAGUUUUAACUUUUCAACCAUACCGAAGCAGGCUGCAUAAAUAGAAAACCAUGCUGAAUACACAUUCAUCUUCACGUGAGUCCUCAGGUUGUUGUGGGCCUCUUUUAGAAACCUUAAAUGAUUUAACUUGUAUUUAAUGCAUAUUUACUUGCAUUAAAAAUAUGGUUGAUUGUAGUUUUUAUGUCAACAAUGCUGUCAACAGGACAGAAAGGGUUUAAUAUUCAGAUUUAGAAAUGGACGUAUAUUUCUAAAACCCUGUAUAAUGAAGCCAUCUCAUAUAAUGAAGCUAUGUUUCAUAACAGCACGGCUGUUUCAUUGAUGGCUCUCCAUUUUCACUUCACCAUACCACCAUUCAUCAGCAAGGCAGUUGUAAGAAGUUGCAAGCAAACUUUUGCAUACUCUUUAUAGUCAAUGACAAAAAAUUAGGGAUGCACAAAAUAUAUAUUUUUCAAGACCGAUACUGAUAACUGAUUUUUAGAGUUAUUUAAAAAAAAUGAUUUGACUGUGCACAACUCAAACAAAGUUGGACUUGACAAACUGUCCCUGUAGAUUUGUCCUAACACAGCCGCCAAAAGCCGUAUUCUUUAAUGAUGCUAAAGGGCUGGUUGUCCAGCGUCAUCAAUUCCGUGAUGAAAUCACAGAUCGCUUUAGCCCUCAGGUCAUCUCUUCAAACCUUUUUGCACUUUUCAAACACUGCAGCGGCAGCACCAAGCUCCGUGAAUGGCAGCAAUGCUUGCAUUUCAAGUGGUUUUGCUCACGCUAAUCCAGCUACAGCACAGUAUGUGUAAUGUCCCCUCAUUGGAGCUAUUUUGAAUGUUAACUAAUUUCAGGUUGUGAUGUCAUGAGUCCUCGUAUCGGACUGAUAUCGUGCAAGCCUACUAAAAAUACAUCUGGCCUCUAAUUCAUGUAAUUCCUGUGAAAAUAAACACAUUAGUUUACUUGUGCUAAAAUGGGGGAUACAUUAUAAGUGAUAGAUGUAUCUUAUUUAACUGUGCAUACUGCAGUGUUGAAAUUUAGCUUGCAAACUAUAGUGCAGGACAUCAAUUGAUUACAUUUCCUGUACAGGCAUGCAUUGUUGUUAUUAGAGACUUCAUAACACGCCUAUGAGCCUGGUCACAAGCAUUUAGUUGGGUGUAAUACAAAAAGUAAUUGCUACUUACUUUUUCUUGAUUUUAUGAAAAUAAGACACCCUAACCCUCCUUCCAAAUGCCAAAUCCUAACCAAACUGGUAAAAUAUCUGCUUCUGGAAAUGAAGUCACAUUUGAAUGUAAUAUAAGUAUGAAAUACUUGUGAGAACUUGUCAAUCUACAUAAUUUUCUUAUCAAUUACUUGUGCUUCAGUGCAUUUCAGGUAUCUGCAGUCCCAAAUUGUACAUUGAGUCACUGAGAGAGGCCUACAUUAGCACUAAUAUGUGCGUGGUGGUAGGUUUGUACUGUAGGUAUCUUUGUGUUCUUGUUGCUGAGAAACUUUAGACUGUGCCAGUUCUCUUGUCCUUGUGCAUCACAUGAUGUAUCCAAGCUGUCAAUAUAAAGUACUACACAUAGUAGAGCCACUUGCUCCUUCUCCUCUCUCAGUAUCUAGUUAAUAGUUCAGGUGUUUUCAGUGGCGCUGUGUGGGACUGGAGUUAAAGCUGGUAGAAAAGGACAGGGCUGGUUCCUGCCAGGUGUAGCCACAGAGGCCUUCUCUCCAGGCUCAGCACAGUGCCCACGUGUUGUCUGCAGUGUUUGUACAAUGAUCGACUUUGAAGUUACCCUCAGUCUUUUGCCUUUAAUUGGCUGGCCUGUACACUAUAUGUGUUGUACAGUGACCAUCUUUGAAAAGAGUUUUUUUUUUCUCAUCACUGGUAGGAAUGUAGAUUUUAAGGCUACAGAUACUGUACAUCCCAUCUGGUCUAUUUGUGUGGUAAGAUAAUUAUACUGUAAAAUAUGACAAUUAACACAUCAUAGUCAUAAAUGAACUUGCAAGGCACCCUAAUUUGGCUACACACUUCAUGUUUUAUAGUUCCAAAUUGUUUUAACAUAGAAAAGAAUGUUUUCUACCACCUUUGAUACAAGCACAUCUGUGUAUGUGUAUGUAAAAAAUGAAAAAUGCUUUGUAUCAUCCAUAAUACUACUGUGCUAAGUACAGUAUAUGUCCAUCCCAUCCAUUUUCGAUGCCACUUAUUCUCAUUCGGGUCGCAGGGGGUAUGCUUGAGCCUAUCCCAGCUGUCUUUGGACUGGUCACCAGUCAAUCACAGGGCACAUAUACACAAACAACCAUUCACGCUCACAUUCAUACCUAUAUGGACAAUUUGGAGUCACCAAUUAACCUAGCAUGUUUUUGGAAUGUGGGAGGAAACCGGAGUACUCGUAGAAAAACAAAACAAACUCUACACAGAGAUGCCCAAGCAGAGAAUACUGUGUGGCCACGGUGCGACCUAUAUGCAUCUAAUAAAGGGGAAUUUGACCAGGUAACAUCAACUAUGUUGUAACAAUUUGCUCAACAAAUACAUCAAUGGAAAGAACCAUCAUCCAGCUCAGCAUUCACAUGUCUGUACAGUUGUUGAAAGAUCAUUUUACCAUAACCCAUAAAACAAUGCUUUUGAAAGCUUGCAUUAAACUGAGGCAACUAA